This is a messenger RNA of Monoraphidium neglectum, 507 nucleotides long. RefSeq names its product RNA 3'-terminal phosphate cyclase-likeprotein. The record is from RefSeq and is a predicted model, not a curated record. Gene Ontology annotation, biological process: endonucleolytic cleavage of tricistronic rRNA transcript (SSU-rRNA, 5.8S rRNA, LSU-rRNA). The transcript has 3 exons. Gene Ontology annotation, cellular component: nucleolus. Lineage: Eukaryota; Viridiplantae; Chlorophyta; Chlorophyceae; Sphaeropleales; Selenastraceae. Bases 1 to 507 code for a protein of 168 amino acids. Gene Ontology annotation, molecular function: RNA endonuclease activity.
AUGGUCGACGGCGCGCGCGGCGUGCUCAACGCUCUGCUGGCGGACGUCUUUGUGUUCACGGACGCGGCCAGCGGCGCCGCCAGCGGCAAUUCCCCGGGGUAUGGCGCGGUGCUGGUGGCGGAGACGACCAGCGGGGCGCUCAUCUCGGCGGAGGCGUGCGCGACGCAGGGCGAGCCCGAGUCGCUGCGCGCCCCGGGGGACGACCCGCUGGUCGUGCCUGAGGACGUGGGGCGCGCAGCCGCGCAGCUGCUGCUGGACGAGGUGUCGCGCGGCGGCGUGGUGGACGGCGGCCACCAGGGGCUGCUGCUGCUGCUGGCCGCGCUGGGGCCCGAGGAGGUCAGCCAGGUGCGCCUGGGGCCCCUGACGCCGCACGCCGUGCGCACGCUGCGCCACAUCCGCGAGUUUUUCGGCGUCAUGUUUGAUCUGAAAACAGAGAACACGAGCGGCACCAUCAUCCUGACGUGCGUCGGGUGCGGCCUGAAGAACCUCAGCCGCAAGAUAACGUAA